Coturnix japonica (Japanese quail) is the source of this 4124-nucleotide messenger RNA. RefSeq names its product KRas proto-oncogene, GTPase (gene KRAS). The record is from RefSeq and is a predicted model, not a curated record. Gene Ontology annotation, cellular component: membrane. Lineage: Eukaryota; Metazoa; Chordata; Aves; Galliformes; Phasianidae. Gene Ontology annotation, biological process: signal transduction. Gene Ontology annotation, molecular function: GTPase activity; GTP binding.
GCCGAGCCUCUGCGGGCAGCCGUGCCCUGGAACUUGGGAAGAAAGCGGUGCGGAACGAGAGCCCUGCUCAGUGUGUUCCAGCCCUCUCUGCGCUUCUGUGCGAUUCUGUCCGAGGAAUCUCUUCCCUUCGUGGCUUUUUGUCCUCUCUUUCCGGGAGGGAACCGCUUUCCGGUCUGCUGAAAAAUGACAGAGUAUAAGCUUGUUGUCGUUGGAGCUGGUGGUGUGGGCAAGAGCGCCUUGACAAUACAGCUCAUUCAGAACCACUUUGUGGAUGAGUAUGACCCUACCAUAGAGGAUUCCUACAGAAAGCAAGUAGUAAUUGAUGGGGAAACCUGUCUCUUGGAUAUUCUUGAUACAGCAGGUCAAGAAGAAUAUAGCGCAAUGAGGGACCAAUAUAUGAGAACAGGAGAAGGCUUUCUGUGUGUAUUUGCUAUAAACAAUACAAAAUCUUUUGAAGAUAUUCACCAUUAUAGGGAACAAAUAAAAAGAGUUAAAGACUCUGAAGACGUCCCAAUGGUGCUAGUAGGAAACAAAUGUGAUUUGCCUUCCAGAACAGUAGAUACAAAACAAGCUCAGGAUUUAGCAAGAAGUUACGGAAUUCCUUUUAUUGAAACAUCAGCAAAGACAAGACAGAGAGUGGAAGAUGCUUUUUAUACAUUGGUGCGAGAGAUUCGACAGUACAGAGUGAAAAAAAUCAGCAAAGAAGAAAAGACUCCAGGGUGCAUGAAAAUUAAAAAAUGCCUUGUAAUGUAACAGGGGUGUUGAUGAUGCCUUCUAUACAUUAGUUCGAGAAAUCAGAAAACACAAAGAGAAGAUGAGCAAAGAUGGUAAAAAGAAGAAAAAGAAGACAAAGUGUAUAAUUAUGUAAAUACAAUGUAUCCUUAUUCUUAAGACGUACUGAAGUAAUUUUUGUACAUUACACUAAAUUAUUAGCAUUUGUUUUUAGCAUUACUUUACUUUCUGCUUCAUGAUCCUGUUAGCUUUACCUGAACGCUUGUUUUUAAUGACAGUGGAAACUUCAUUCCUCUUAAAGUGCCAGUAUUCUUUGAGUGUUGGUUCUUGAACUAGCAAUGCCUGUGAAGAGAAAGAAAAACAAAGGAGAAACAAAAACCCCACACAAAAACCCGAGAGCUGUCUUAGGACUCUUUGGUGCAUGCACAGUCGCUAACUUCCUAUUUUGCUUAUUGAUGGUGAACUUUUGUUCCGUGUGUACACAAAAGACUGAAACGAUGCUCCACACGUUCUGACAUCCCCCUGAAUUUUUCCUAUUCUUUUAUUGUCUAAAUCUGGUUGGGAAAACAGACCCGUUAGCGAAGAAUAUUUUAUUUUCAGAGUUCCUUUUCCUUUAGACUGACUGCAAUAUAGAGAGACCAGAAGCCUUUAUAGUCUUCCUGUAGUUUUCGCUCCUAGGCAUCUAGUCUUGUAGCAUUUCAGAUCAACUUUAUUGAAUGUAAAGAGAAAACUUUCACACACAGAAAAAAGUUUCACUGCAAUUUGUCUCAGUCACUCCUUAAAUACUCUAUUUUUUCUAUUAAAAAGAAAAAUUAUAUUAAAAAAAAAAAAAAAGACACUAAUGCACAUCUGGCAAUGGAAAAAGUCAAAGUUGUGAUUAGAUCGAUUUCCUGCUGUUAAUGCAUUGCUUUAAAACUUUCACUUAACUUUGUCUGUCUGAAGAUGCCCAGGUGAAAUCUGAGCUCUCCUGAGCCCCCAGUGGUAAAUGUUCAGGUAGCUUUGUUCAGUAGGACAGGAUUUCACCCUUAGCGUCUCCGGGAUAUACUAGAAAGCCUUAAUAGAUAAGCUGAUUCAAAUUCUUAGGUUACUUCAUCCAUGGAUCCACAAGUUAUCCUGAGGAUUAGGUCUGGCUGAAUCCUAAAUUAUACAUCAAAUUAAUACCAUUUGCUUUGUGUGUUUGUUUGUUUGUUUUAUUCCCCCUCAAGGGUGGCCUGAAAUGUUUCCAUGCGCCCAUUUCAUGUAAAAAUAGGAGCAGAAUUUUAAAUUCUAGUAACCUCAAAUCAGUGAAUGAAUGAGCUCAAUGAACGUAGCUGCUUCAUGCAAGUGAUUUGGAAAUCCACCGUGCCAUGCAAACGGUGUGGAAUUUGCACUAAUCAUCAGCAUAGAACAUGGUUUCCAGAUUCAGUGUUGUUUGUGCCAUGUCUGUGAAGUGCUGGUUUUGUUGCACAGAUGAACUGGUUAGUGAGUGGCAUUCCAGUGUCCAGACCAUCAUGAAACUAGACUGAGACUUCAGUGUUGUCUUUCUCCGUGAUCAAGUCUCUUGUGAUUCUUCUUUUUUUCCUUCUUUUUUUUCCCCCUUCUGAUCAGAAUUAAUGCAGAAUUUUUUCAGGACCUUUCAUUUCUGGUACUGAAGUAGUCUGGCUAUUCUGCACCAUAGUAAGAGCCAGCAUUUCCAGUGCUGCCAGUUCCUGUUGUCUUCCUGCAAAGGUUGCAACACUUAGUUGCCUCCGUCCCAUAAGGCGCAGUGGUACCCAAUCAGCUGCAGAACAGGAUUUGAAAACGUGACUUCCCAUGUACCAAAAGUAGAACAGAAGUCGCUAAAGGAGGAUAGCAUGGGACAGCGGACUGGUAGGUGGUGCAAGUCUGAAACAGGGAAUAGCAGCAUCGCUCCAACUUAAGCUAUAACUAAACCAUUACGUGGAAAACGUACACGGUAUCAUUUGAAAUAACAUAUAUACAUUUUUAAAGUCCUAAAACAUUUUACAGCUUCCUGGGCUAAAAUCAUUUUGGAGGCGGUUAUUUGCACAUUGUAGAGGCUCUUGAUUAUAUAUGAAGAAGGUAGCAAAGCUGGACAGUUUGGCCUGAGCCAACAACAGCAAUCUUAAGGUGACUAAAGGUUGUCUCACUGCAUGUAAAGUUAGAGAUGGUCUAAAGUUCUCCCGUUAAUUUAACUAAAACCUGUUAGGGGAAAUAAAUGUAGCAGAAAUACCUUAAUAAUCCAGCUCUGCUCUAUCAGUAGAGCCGUACUAGGUGUAGCUCCACUAUCAAGAUGUAUCUAAAAUAGGUUUUUUCAGUAAGCGUGAUCUGUAGCUACCGGUUGAAUGAGGUUAUUACAGAAUUGCCCUGUAACGGCCCGUAUUGACUUAAAGGAAAGAAAGAAAAGAAAGAAGAAAAAUACUCAUCCUUGCCACUGUUGUGCAGUUUUGUCUUAAUAUUUGUAGAGAUUUGGUGAAGCAUGUUGGAUUGCAGCUUGCACAAGCUGAUCUCAAUUCCUCUGUCUUUCCCUGUUUGAAAUGCUUUCCAAGGACAUACCUGGACGCUAUCUUUUCUGGCAGUAACUGCUAAAUGAACAUGUGAAUCACUUCCUGCGUUAAUACAUUACAUUGCCAUAUGUCAGGGAGCAGCACCUUCUUACGGUAGCUUUAUGUAACCCUGGUAAACAGCAUUAUUACUGGUUUUCUCAGAACCGAACACUAUUGUGACCGGUCCCAUUGCUCUAACAUAGGGAAAAAAAGAAGCUACACCGCAUAGGAUGCCUGCAAUAGGUAAAUACAGACACAAUCUUCUACGUUCUGUGAAGCAAUACAAUGACCUUCCAAGACCAUCCAACUGUACGCCAAUCACUUUGCCUGAAGUUUACAUAAAGCUACAUAGAUGGUAAACCUUUCCUAACAUUUCUUUCUUCCACUGUCUCGUGUUUUCAUGUUGAAAAUACUUCUGCUUUUUUUCCUCUUGAGUGCCAACUUCUUACUAGAAUGACUUCUUAAUGUAAUAUGUUUACCUGGAAUGUAUUUUAACUAUUUUUGUAUAGUGUAAACUGAAACAUGCACAUUUUGUACAUCGUGCUUUAUUUGAUGUGGAACAUAUGCGGUGUGAUCCAGUUUUUCCAUCAUUGGUUGCGUGACCUCGGAAUGUCGGUAAUACCAGAUAAUACAUUGUAAAAAAGAGAAAAAAAAAUACAACAAAAACAAGAAACCUCUGUUUGUUUUAAUAUUUUUCAUGUUUUUAGGAGUAUGUGCUGUGAGGUGAUCUGGAAUUUGUCUCUUUUUUGGUUCUUUUUUGGGUUUUUUGUUUUUGUUUUUGGGGGUUUUUUGUUUUUUGGGUUUUUUUUUUUUUGGUCCAACUGUACUGCUCCUAUUUAUUGUAAUGUAAUAAAAAAUAGUUAUUGUGAA